CAAGGGACCUUAAGGAUGGACAUUUCCUAUACCGAUCAUUCCCACUUGAUCGGUAAAAAAGGAGAGACCAUUCAAAAGGUCAAAAGCGAUACCGACUGUCACAUUCACUUUCCCGAUUCUAACAGAAAUGGAGUUGUCAAAAGCAAUAGAGUGACGCUUACCGGAAUGGCAGAAAAUGUCGAACGGGCUAAAUUGGCCAUAAGAAAAUUGAUGCCGAUAGUUUUAAAAUUGCUCAUUCCCUCGCGUUGUCUGAACGAAAAGAAUCAGACCGUAUUCUCCGACAUUUUGAGAAGUAUAAGGGAACGACAUCUCAGCUUUAAAUUUAAUCCUCCUGCCGAUUCCAUAAGAAUAUUGGUGAUAAGGGGUCAGAGAGCCGAAAAGGAAAAAUUUGAGGAGAUACUCGGAAACAUCGACAGGCUUGUGGCAUCAAAUCGACAGGAUGAAAUUGCAAUGGAAAUAGAAAUGGCAAUAUCACAUAAUAAUAAUUUCUUCAAAAAGGAUUUGCCUAAUAAUCCUAUUUUAAAUCGUAUCAUGCAGUCAACAAAUACUACCAUUAAGAUGCUGUUUCUUAAUCAAAACAAUGAUGUGACUAAGUCUACGAUACACAUUUUAGGUCGAAAAUUUGAAAAUGUUUACAAAGGUUGGCAGGAAGUCAUGGUAAGAAUUAAUUUUUUUAGUUUUAUACUAACUAUUGUUUUUAUUCUAUUGUGAAAGUGUGUUCGUGAAACACGUGAUAAGACGACAAAACCAAUAAUGAUCAAAUCGUUUUAUUAGUCGAAUGAGUUGACAGAGAACGGAAUGCCCAUCAGAGACAAUUAUAUAUAGAUAUAUUUACAACAUCUCCUCUCUUGUUCGAACUUCCUGUGGCAAAAUUUAAUAUAUAAAUAUAAUCCUGAUUUAAACUAAGAUAAUUAUAAUUAAACUUAAACCUAAUACUAUUACUACUAGAAUGAAGAAAGGAAGGAUAGUUCGGAAAUCUACUGGUAGCUAGAUCUGUGGGUCCUGAACUGGGUGAAUAUUGACAUUUAUCACUUCAUGCAGUCAAUGUCCAAUCCAUUAGCAUCCAGGGGAGGUACAAAGCAGUUAUUAAUAAACGUGUGCCGAGACAGUUCCUUGGACCUUUCUGGAACGGCUAUCUCAAUUAUUUUUCUUGUCUCCAUUCUUACUUGGUCUAUGCUGUCUCUUUCUCUCCUUCACACUUGCUUUAUAUCUUGUCCUCUGGUCACUCUUGCUUGACCUCUCCUCAGUGGUGAACCUAAAAGUGUCUUUUUUCCUCACCUUGUGUUUAUCAGUAGCUUCAGGCAGGACCAAUGAAUAGUACAGCUCCUGUCACGUGACAGGAAAGGGUUAAAAAUGGAAGGAAGAAGAAUUAUAGGAAAGAAGAAAGGAGUUCUUAUACACUAUAUUCUAUAUACACUACAAUUAUAUACAACAAAAUAGUGGACAGCCACACUAUAUAUUUGCUCUUGAU
Molecule: messenger RNA, 1471 nt
Organism: Centruroides sculpturatus (bark scorpion)
Lineage: Eukaryota; Metazoa; Arthropoda; Arachnida; Scorpiones; Buthidae
Product: protein bicaudal C homolog 1-B-like
Exons: 4
Coding region: 16-711 (231 amino acids)
Molecular function (GO): RNA binding
Source: RefSeq, a predicted model, not a curated record